UUCAUUCUCACACUCAACCGUCUCUUCUUUCCCUUCAUUCUCUUUGUUUUUUUUUCCUUUGAUCUGAUUCCUCUACUAGAUCUAGUUCCAAUAUCACCCACCAAGAAAAAAAGAAAGAAGAAUAUAACUUUACUUUAAGAAUUUUGAAGAAUAAAAUCAAAAGAGAGCAUAACCAUGGUUUUCUCCUCCAUCCAAGCUUAUCUUGAUUCAUCCAACUGGCAACAAGCUCCUCCGAGCAACUAUAAUCAGGGCGGCGCAGGAGCCUCAGCAACCGGGGGUCAUGGUCUUCGUCCUCAGAUGCAGCCACAACCGCAGCAGCCGCAGUCUAAUGGUAGCGGAGGCAGCGGCUCAAUCCGACCAGGAUCGAUGGUGGACAGAGCAAGACAAGCAAACGUAGCCAUGCCCGAAGCGGCACUAAAAUGUCCAAGAUGCGAAUCCACCAACACUAAGUUCUGCUACUUCAACAACUACAGCCUCACUCAGCCACGCCACUUCUGCAAAACCUGCCGGAGAUACUGGACACGUGGCGGUGCCUUACGCAACGUCCCCGUCGGUGGUGGCUGCCGGAGAAACAGGCGUACUAAAAGCAGCAGCAACAACAAUAGCAGCACCGCCACUAGCAACAACACGAGCUUCUCCUCCGCUGCCUCGGGGAAUGCAUCCACAAUCAGCGCGAUUCUCUCCUCGAACUAUGGAGGAACCCAUGAGAAUAUCUUGAGUCAGAUUUUGUCUCCAGGUAGGCUAAUGAAUGCUAAUUAUAAUCAUCAUCUAGGUGAUCUCACAGAUAAUACAAAAACAGACAACAACAUGAGCUUGUUGAACUAUGGAGGAUUGAGUCAAGACUUGAGAUCAGUCCACAUGGGAACUUCUGGUGGCUCUCUUAUGAGCUGUGUUGAUGAGUGGAGAACGGCGUCGCAUCAUCAGCAGCCGCAGAUUUUGGGAGGUGGAAACUUGGAGGACUCUAAUCCUAAUCCAUCUUCAAAUGGAUUUUACCCUUUUGAGUCGCCUAGGAUUACUUCUGCGUCGAUCUCAUCUGCUUUGGCGUCGCAGUUUUCUUCAGUCAAAGUUGAAGAUAAUAAUCCUUACAAAUGGGUUAAUGUCAAUGGUAAUUGCUCUUCCUGGACUGAUCUCUCUACUUUCGGCUCUUCUCGUUGAGUUCAACAAAAAAAUGGAACUAGAGGGUACUUAGUGAUGAAAAACCCUAGUUACAAACUAUUAGUUUAGUUUUAUCUUGUUCUACGUUUUCUUUGUUUAGUUUUGUUUACGACUUCCCUUGUUUUCGGCCUAUGGUUAUAGGUACGUAGCUUCAGUUAUUGGUUGUGUCUGAGACUGUUCCUUUGUUGUAUCAACACUUCCUUUGUUAUAUUUUGAGUUUGAUUACUACUAUAUCGAAUGGUCUUAAUGUC
Molecule: messenger RNA, 1406 nt
Organism: Raphanus sativus (radish)
Lineage: Eukaryota; Viridiplantae; Streptophyta; Magnoliopsida; Brassicales; Brassicaceae
Product: dof zinc finger protein DOF2.4
Exons: 2
Coding region: 175-1155 (326 amino acids)
Biological process (GO): regulation of DNA-templated transcription
Molecular function (GO): DNA-binding transcription factor activity; DNA binding
Source: RefSeq, a predicted model, not a curated record